This is a messenger RNA of Gorilla gorilla gorilla (western lowland gorilla), 5584 nucleotides long. RefSeq names its product RAB11 binding and LisH domain, coiled-coil and HEAT repeat containing (gene RELCH). Gene Ontology annotation, cellular component: recycling endosome; trans-Golgi network. Gene Ontology annotation, molecular function: protein binding. NCBI's taxonomy places the organism in Eukaryota, Metazoa, Chordata, Mammalia, Primates, Hominidae. Gene Ontology annotation, biological process: intracellular cholesterol transport. The transcript is spliced from 30 exons. The record is from RefSeq and is a predicted model, not a curated record. Bases 253 to 4005 code for a protein of 1250 amino acids.
CAGUUCUCGCGAGACUGGAGACCAGGAAGACGCCUGCAGAGCCGGGCUGCUGGUGCAGCAGAGGCUGAGGCAUCAGGUGCAGCUGCAUCCGGAUCUCCUUCCUUGGAGCCUACUCCUUGUCUCUAAGUCGGGAGGCAGGACGUGGUCAGGCCGGGGCUGUGGAGGUGCGCUGUGUCCCCUGAGGCCUAGAGGAUUCGGGCUGCGGCCUGUCGGAACCAGUCAGGGAGGCGCCCACACUCCUGACAGGAUAAGAUGGCGGCGAUGGCGCCUGGAGGUAGUGGCAGUGGUGGCGGCGUGAAUCCAUUUCUCAGCGAUUCGGAUGAGGACGAUGACGAGGUAGCUGCAACAGAGGAACGGCGGGCAGUACUUCGGCUGGGUGCCGGAAGUGGCCUAGAUCCUGGCUCUGCGGGCUCGCUGUCGCCACAGGAUCCCGUGGCCUUAGGAAGCAGUGCGCGGCCAGGGCUCCCUGGGGAGGCGUCGGCGGCUGCAGUGGCCCUGGGGGGCACCGGGGAGACCCCGGCCCGAUUGUCAAUUGAUGCGAUCGCUGCUCAGCUGUUGCGCGAUCAAUACUUGCUGACCGCCCUGGAGCUGCAUACCGAGCUGUUAGAGAGUGGCCGGGAGCUGCCUCGGCUUCGCGACUACUUCUCCAAUCCAGGCAACUUCGAGAGGCAAAGUGGAACCCCGCCGGGGAUGGGGGCGCCAGGGGUCCCUGGAGCAGCCGGCGUUGGGGGCGCUGGAGGUCGGGAACCGAGUACAGCGUCGGGCGGGGGACAGCUCAAUCGAGCUGGGAGCAUUAGCACCCUUGAUUCCUUAGACUUUGCAAGAUAUUCAGAUGAUGGUAACAGGGAAACAGAUGAAAAAGUGGCAGUCCUGGAGUUUGAACUACGGAAAGCCAAGGAGACCAUUCAGGCCCUCCGAGCCAACCUGACAAAGGCCGCAGAACAUGAAGUUCCUUUACAGGAACGAAAAAAUUACAAAUCAAGUCCUGAAAUUCAGGAGCCAAUCAAACCUCUUGAAAAGAGAGCUCUAAACUUCUUAGUCAAUGAAUUUUUAUUGAAGAAUAACUAUAAGCUUACAUCAAUAACCUUUUCAGAUGAAAACGAUGAUCAGGAUUUUGAAUUAUGGGAUGAUGUAGGAUUAAACAUUCCAAAACCUCCAGACUUAUUGCAACUCUACCGGGAUUUUGGAAAUCAUCAAGUAACUGGAAAAGAUCUUGUAGAUGUGGCCAGUGGAGUAGAAGAAGAUGAAUUAGAGGCCCUUACACCAAUUAUAAGCAACCUUCCUCCAACUCUUGAAACUCCCCAGCCUGCAGAGAACUCCAUGUUAGUACAGAAAUUAGAAGAUAAAAUUAGUUUGUUAAAUAGUGAGAAAUGGUCAUUGAUGGAGCAAAUCAGAAGACUUAAAAGUGAAAUGGACUUCCUCAAAAAUGAACACUUUGCCAUCCCAGCAGUUUGUGACUCUGUUCAGCCUCCUUUGGAUCAGUUGCCCCACAAAGACUCUGAGGACAGUGGACAGCAUCCAGAUGUAAAUAGUUCAGACAAGGGAAAAAACACAGACAUCCGUCUUUCAAUAUCAGAUGAAGCUGAUUCCACUAUUCCUAAAGAGAAUUCCCCAAAUUCAUUCCCCAGGAGAGAAAGAGAAGGAAUGCCACCUUCUUCUCUAUCAAGUAAAAACACAGUUCAUUUUGAUAAACCUAAUAGGAAAUUGUCUCCUGCAUUCCAUCAAGCACUACUCUCUUUUUGUCGAAUGUCAGCAGAUAGUCGUUUAGGAUACGAGGUGUCUCGUAUUGCAGACAGUGAAAAAAGCGUUAUGUUAAUGCUGGGACGCUGCCUGCCACACAUUGUUCCCAAUGUGCUGUUGGCAAAGAGAGAGGAGUUGAUCCCCCUCAUAUUGUGUACAGCAUGUCUACAUCCUGAGCCUAAAGAGCGAGAUCAGCUUCUCCACAUACUUUUCAAUUUGAUCAAGAGGCCAGAUGAUGAGCAAAGGCAAAUGAUACUGACAGGUUGUGUGGCAUUUGCGCGUCAUGUUGGACCAACACGUGUAGAAGCUGAACUUUUACCACAGUGUUGGGAACAGAUUAAUCACAAAUACCCAGAAAGACGACUGCUUGUGGCAGAAUCCUGUGGAGCACUGGCACCUUACCUUCCUAAAGAAAUCCGUAGCUCCUUGGUUCUUUCAAUGUUGCAACAAAUGUUAAUGGAAGACAAGGCAGAUUUGGUAAGAGAAGCUGUUAUCAAAAGCCUUGGUAUCAUUAUGGGAUACAUUGAUGAUCCAGACAAAUAUCAUCAGGGUUUUGAAUUGUUGCUGUCAGCCUUGGGUGAUCCCUCAGAAAGAGUAGUUAGUGCUACACAUCAAGUAUUUUUACCAGCUUAUGCUGCAUGGACUACAGAACUUGGAAAUUUACAGUCUCAUCUUAUACUUACACUACUGAACAAGAUUGAAAAACUUCUCAGGGAAGGAGAACAUGGACUGGAUGAACACAAACUCCACAUGUAUCUUUCUGCCUUGCAGUCCUUGAUCCCAUCUCUCUUUGCAUUAGUGCUACAGAAUGCACCUUUCUCCAGCAAAGCCAAGCUUCAUGGUGAAGUGCCACAGAUAGAAGUGACUAGGUUUCCUCGGCCUAUGUCGCCUCUUCAAGAUGUGUCCACUAUUAUCGGAAGUCGUGAGCAAUUGGCAGUGCUGCUACAACUUUAUGACUACCAGCUAGAACAGGAGGGUACAACAGGCUGGGAGAGUUUACUGUGGGUUGUCAAUCAAUUGUUGCCACAACUUAUAGAAAUAGUUGGCAAAAUUAAUGUUACUUCAACUGCCUGUGUCCAUGAAUUCUCCAGAUUUUUCUGGCGCCUUUGCCGGACAUUUGGCAAAAUUUUUACAAACACUAAGGUAAAACCUCAGUUCCAGGAGAUUUUAAGACUAUCUGAAGAAAACAUUGAUUCCUCAGCAGGAAAUGGGGUCCUCACUAAAGCUACAGUCCCCAUUUAUGCAACAGGAGUCCUUACAUGUUACAUUCAGAUAAAGGAGUAUUUGCAUAUACAUAAUGAGAUAUCUUGGGAAUGGGACCCAAGUCUAAACACAAAAUGUGUUUCAUAUACACAUUAUACACAUAGCCUGAAGGAAGAAGACCGAAAACUGUUAGUUGGAUUCUUAGAAGAUGUAAUGACGCUGCUUUCAUUAUCUCAUGCUCCUCUUGAUAGCCUGAAGGCUUCUUUUGUGGAAUUGGGUGCAAACCCAGCCUACCAUGAGUUACUAUUAACUGUUUUGUGGUAUGGUGUUGUCCAUACUUCAGCACUUGUGAGGUGUACUGCUGCUAGAAUGUUUGAGCUGUUGGUGAAGGGGGUGAAUGAAACUCUGGUAGCUCAGAGGGUUGUUCCUGCUCUCAUUACUCUCUCCAGUGACCCUGAAAUCUCUGUCAGGAUUGCCACAAUUCCAGCCUUUGGCACUAUUAUGGAAACAGUAAUUCAAAGAGAGUUGCUGGAAAGAGUGAAAAUGCAGUUGGCUUCUUUCCUGGAAGAUCCUCAGUAUCAAGACCAACAUUCUUUGCAUACAGAGAUCAUAAAAACAUUUGGUAGAGUUGGCCCUAAUGCAGAACCCAGGUUCCGAGAUGAGUUUGUUAUACCACAUUUGCAUAAGUUAGCCUUGGUGAACAACUUACAGACUGUGGAUUCUAAAAGACUGGACAUUGCUACGCAUCUUUUUGAAGCCUACAGUGCACUUUCCUGUUGUUUCAUUUCAGAGGAUUUAAUGGUUAAUCACUUUUUACCUGGUCUCAGAUGUUUACGGACUGACAUGGAACAUCUCUCUCCAGAGCAUGAGGUUAUUUUAAGUUCCAUGAUAAAAGAAUGUGAACAAAAAGUUGAAAACAAGACCGUCCAAGAGCCUCAAGGCUCAAUGUCAAUUGCUGCAAGCUUAGUGAGUGAAGAUACAAAGACCAAGUUUUUGAACAAAAUGGGCCAGUUGACAACAUCAGGUGCCAUGCUGGCCAAUGUAUUUCAGAGAAAGAAGUAGAAGCAGGAAAGAAGCCCCCAGUAAACACUAAGAUGGACCUCAAGCCGACUGGUUCCUUGUACUUGAAGUACUUGCCUUUUUUAUUUCCUCAGUUUUAUGUUCUUGCAUUAUAAUUUUAUCCUAACCUCCAAAGAUAUUUGCACUGCUUUUAAUUACUGCUGUAUAUUUGUUGAUUUUGGAGUUACAACUGUGGUGAUAGAAAAUUGAGUUGAUGGUCUGUACCAAGUCCCUUGUCUAUGUUCUUGUCUUUCAGAAUAAUUUUUAUAUAAAUAUAUAUAUAGUGAAGAAGUUUUUUUUAAUUUUUGGAUGGGAUAUUCGCAAAUAUCUGUAUUAUACACUAAGCUAUUACAAUGGUACUUAAAAUAAUGUAAAUUUGAAGUCAUUGUUAUAAAAUAAUAAAGUGGAGAUUACUUAAGUAUUUAAAUUAUGAAAGAAUAAUGCAGACUUUUUAUUGUUUCUUAACUGACUAGAAAGAGCCACCAGCAUUACUCUGUGCCUUUUGGACAUCAGUUUGUGUGUUCUGUAGGAAUUGUGUGCAUUCCAUUCACACAGUAUUUCUUUAGGAUGCUGUGAUGAUUUGAAUUACAAAUCCUACAGUAAAUAGCUAAAGACGAAACCUUCAUUUCAGAACUCUCAUGAAUAUUCUUUAAGUGCUAUUUAAACCUCCCCAGCACUUAGAUGCAUAUAAUGGACUUACCUGAGGAAAGACAGCACAUAGGCAUGGGGAGAGGUAACCAAGGUGAAUUUUACAGACUGGUGUAUAGUAGAUUUAAAUGCUCAAAAAUAAAUGUAACUGAGAAGAGUUAAUAAUUGUGAGAUUUUUCCCAAAUUGAGAUACAGAAGAAAAUAUAGUUUGAAUCUGAAAUUUAACACUUACUUAUGUAAAACAUUUUAUUUAAGAUAUUUUCUAAUGAUUUUAAUUUUAGAGAGUACCUUUUCAUUCUGUGUGUUACAGAGAAGUACUGAAAAGUUAAGGACACUUAGGGGCUACUUUUUUCCCUCUAAACUAAAAAAGACAUUGGCUAAAUUAUAACUAGUUAGUUAUCACCUCGUCCCUUAAAGUCAGUGACCUCCUGUGUUUGAUGUAUAUUACAUAGAGUCUUAAGUCAGUGUACAGUUCCACUGGAAUUUGACAGUUGUCUCUACAGUCAUGCAACUUGAAGUAGAAAAGAGUGCUGGACAUAGGAAGGGGGUGCUUGGUUUGAGGGGUUAAUGUGAGGCCUUUUUGAAAAAUGAAUAUUUUGAUAAAAAGAAUUCUUGUUUCAGCACAGUUGAUGCACAUAAGUGAUUCUCAUAUUUGUUGUAUAAACUGGUUUAAUACAUUUGGAACAUAGUUGGAUUACAUUCAUUUCCUGGGAAAGCUAGCUUACCAUACAUUCAAGUUUAUAAAACAAUUUGCCAUAGGCAAAGCCAUUUAAAAAGUUCAUUCUGAAAUUAUUUCAUUUACCUACAGUGAAAUAAUUGUGAACUAAGUAGUCUUUCUGAAAACUGUUGGGUUCUAGGCAUUCCUGAGAAAUUGAAAGUGGCUACCUUUCAUGUCAAAAAUGUUGAUCUAUUAUAAAUAAAAUGUUUUUGCAUA